Molecule: messenger RNA, 2046 nt
Organism: Aspergillus costaricaensis CBS 115574
Lineage: Eukaryota; Fungi; Ascomycota; Eurotiomycetes; Eurotiales; Aspergillaceae
Product: senescence-associated domain-containing protein
Exons: 2
Coding region: 246-1757 (503 amino acids)
Biological process (GO): cell division
Cellular component (GO): plasma membrane
Source: RefSeq, a predicted model, not a curated record
AAGUAUUUAGUGCCUGUUCCCCGGUGCUGCUGUCGCAUCUCUUCUCCUUCUUCUCUCAUUUACUCACUAUCAUAAUUCUACUUGGUUGCUGUGGACAGUACACCGUCUCUCAUCUUGCAAUCUUCCCCGCCAAGCGGCUGUGCCGUGUUAUCAGCUCUUUGCCCCCGCAAAGUCCUCCACUUGGUAAAGACAGGGUCUUCGGUUUCUGAAACGUGUUUACUGUCUAUUUUCAAAGCAAUUCAGUCAUGACUUCUACCGUUCACGAUCCAAGGCUACUCUACAGCAUCGGCAACAUCCGUGCUUUUCACAUUCAAAAUGGCGAAGAGACAGAGUUGACCCCGUCUGGGCCUCAGACCCUCUCUCUCCUGAUGGUCCCCACCAGAAUGUCCUCACCUGGCAAUUCCCUCUCAACGCCUCCCCCUGAUGCGUCUGCAGAGGAGGACUUUUACCUUCAUCUGCAUCUGCCACCGGAACUGGACCUAGCGCUUCCUGCUACCACCCAGAUCUUCCACCAGUCUCCAGACAGCUACUUGAUCCCUCGCUGGGAUGUGGGCCCUGAUGAUGGCGCAUUCAUUCGCAUCCAAUUUCCAGGUAUCGGUUCUGGUCCGGGUAAGGUCACACAGGAUGAUAUCGAUACCUUUGAGACAAUCCUGGCUCAAUGCACGGCGUUCCUCGAACGCGCUCCCCCACCGAGCAAUCAUGCUCCGUAUAAUCCCGCAACUUACGCGCCAGGCGAAGGAUAUGUUGCCCCAUCAGGAUUUGCCCAGGAGGAUGCCCAUGGCCGGAUCGUUCUUGUGGAUGAGGAAGAUGGAAGCGUCGUUGGUGAAAUGGAAGGGUAUGAUGUGGUUGAGAAGCCUGGUGUCAAACCUGGCUCGAAGAGACCCGUGGAGAUUGAACUUCCUACUGAAGCCGAGGGUAACCAAGUCAACGUCAGCAAUGUCUCCGAGGAAUACCUGCGGAUGGCUCGUCAUCCGGUUUACAAAGACUCGACGAUCGUUCAGACCUCUGCGACUGCCUCUCGCUUGAUUGUCACUGGAUCUUCCUACCUUGCCAACGCUAUCACGAGCGGCGCAGAAGCUUUCACCAAAAAGACCAAGCCCAACCCUAAACCGAUGACCUUCUCUGACACCACACAUUCUCGGAUCCGGAAGGUCGGUACAUUCUCGCAGGGUGCUGCCGAUCUGUCUGCAAAGACGGUUGGUCAGGUGGGUAAAUACGCCCAGAAUAUCGGCGCCUCCCUGGCCCGCCGCAAGGACAAUGGUACACAGAGGGGUGUCAAUAAGUCCGGGGGCGACUACAAGCCCGGCAUCCUGAACAAGUCGUUGAUUGCGUUCUCGACUUUAACGGAUGGCAUCGAGCAGGGUGCUCGCAACGUAUUGAUCACCGGCUCCAAUGCAGCUAGCACCAUGAUUGGACAUCGCUAUGGCGAGCAGGCUGGUUCGGUGGCCUCCGACCUCACUGGCGGAGUCAAGAAUGUCGGUCUGGUAUAUAUCGACGCCGCAGGUGUCAGCCGCAAAGCUGUGCUGAAGUCUGUUGCGAGGGGCAUGGUCGUCGGCCGUAUGCGCAACGGGCAGCAGGUCCUCGUUGGCACGGGCGACGGCGGUGAUGUCCCCGCUGGAGUAGCUGGCCCAAGUCAGGCAUAUGGGCGUGAGCCGGUUGUAAGACGUCAGUCUCCCAGCUCGACCCCUCCACCCGCAUACGGUGCACCAGGCACUACUUCAUUGAGCGGUAUGUCUAUGUCGGGGGGCAAGCGUUGAUGCGGAUGCUCUCGGUGUGUUCUUUCAUUCUGGUUUGGUUUGCUAUACUCUGUUUAAUGUAUGAUUCUAUGACCUUGAUGCCCUGGGCUGGUGAUUUCCCGCGUGUCGUCUCUUCUGCACUCUUUCGGAUGAUUUUAUGACACGUCCUUGUUUAAAUGGAGAUAUGAUGCAGCCUGAUAUACGGUAGCACAUCAAUGAGACGGAAACAGCAGUGACAUUUGUUCUUGUCAUAUACUACACUAGAGAGACCAACUCUAUCUCCAGACUAGGUUGUGAAUAUUAAUUCUCG